Blastomyces dermatitidis ER-3 is the source of this 804-nucleotide messenger RNA. Its product is annotated as epoxide hydrolase. Lineage: Eukaryota; Fungi; Ascomycota; Eurotiomycetes; Onygenales; Ajellomycetaceae. Gene Ontology annotation, molecular function: epoxide hydrolase activity. The record is from RefSeq and is a predicted model, not a curated record. The coding region runs from base 1 to 804 and encodes 267 amino acids. The transcript has 3 exons. Gene Ontology annotation, biological process: epoxide metabolic process.
AUGAAUGGACGAGGCCGGCUCUUUAUUGAAGUGUUACGGAUUCUUCCUCUGCUAUCUCAAAACAACGAUGACGAUGAUGCUAGCAGCCCAGCCUUUCACGUAGUUGGCCCCUCGCUGCCAAACUUCGGCUUCAGUCAGGGUGUCCAAACGAGGUUUUGGGCUCAGUAUGCAGAAACCUGCAACAAGCCGAUGCACCAACUGGGGUACCCUGAAAUGCACUGUUACCAUACAGCGAGGAUGUAUAAGAGGGCGCUGAAGCGCAAUGAACUGUUCGGGAGAGAGGGAAAAGGUGAGUUGGAUGGCUUCAUGCGUAUUUUACGUGCUCUAUCAAAUGCAAAUCAAAAGUGUGAUAAAUAUGCACAUGGCAGAGUUGGACAAGCAAUGAGGAUACAAUACAAUGCUGACCCCUCAAAAAAGGCUACAACUAUAUUGAGUCUACAAAACCUCAAAACACUCGUCUACGCUCUCCACGACUCCCCCAUUGUGGCUUGGAUCAAUGAGAAAUUGCACGACUGGUCUGACGCAUACCCCUGGACAGAUGACGAAAUCCUCACCUGGAUAUGCAUAUAUGCCUUUAGUCGUGCGGGGCCUGGUGCUGCACAUAGGAUAUACUUUGAAGUUGCCCAUGCGGAUGCUGCCAUCAAAAACCAGUAUGGGAAACUGGUGACACUCAAUUAUGGAGGUAUGCUGGAGUAUACUGAGGAAGUGAAGAUUGGGCUUACGUAUAAUCCGAAAGAACUGGAAACGUUACCCACUCGAUGGGGUGGGACAUUUGGGAAUGUAGUGUUAUCAGGCGGAGAAUGA